AUGGAUCCUGUGGAGCCUGCUGCGGCGUUGCCAGAAGUGACGCAAGAUGUGCCAGAUGCAGACACACUGAAGGAGGUAGCAGGGCGACUUGUGAGGGACCUUGACUUGCACCAGUGUAGCAUCAAAGAGUGUAGAGCCAAGGUUGCAGUUGCUUGCGGGAUGGAGCCUGAUGGGCUGGAGGCUCGAAAGGAUGAGUUCAGCGCCUUGCUGAAAGAAGUGGUGGAAUCUCUUGAAGCUAAGAAAGCAAGCCAACCGUCCAGCUGUAGUGAAGAGCUUGGUGCUGAGUGCAACAAGCCGAGGAGAGCUUACCUAGUGACGUUGUCUCACACAGACAAGGAAGAGAAUUCAGAUGGACAAAAGUUGGUGGCUCCUGGGACUUACACCCGUGCGCAAGUCAAAGACUUUUUCUUAGGAGCUCUUGCUUCCACCCAAUCAAGCAGAGAGCUGCCUCUGACCUUCACACACAUGGCAGUCUUUCAGGAGCGCCACGCAUCAGGUGAAGUUCAUUACCAUGUGGCAGUGUUAGCCGACAAGUCUUUCCGCUUCGUGGCCUUGAAGCGCCAACUGCUGGCUGCGCAUGGCCUAGCCAGUCAUUGGUCUGGAAAAACAGACGGGUAUGCUGGCUGCAUUGCCUACUGCUACUUGCCUUCGCCCACAAAAGCCGUGGAAGAAUUGGAUCCCGCACCUGAGUUGUGGCCUUCCACUCACCCACCUUUGUCUGAGGCCAGUAGAGGGUAUGUGAGCGCCAAGAAUUUGGAAGUGCAUCGUGAGGAGCAAAGGCGCAAACGUGCAGCCAAAGGCAAGGGAGAGCAGCGUGUCCGGGAAGUGGAUUUGUGGCCCAUCAUUAUCCGGGAAAACAUCCUGCCAGAUGAAGUGUGCGGAGAAAAGUUGAUGUCGUAUGCCAAGCGCAGUGGUGGCCGAGCGUUGGUUGAGUUUUAUUUUGCCAACUGGGACAAGCUUCCUGCCAUUGUUGCCAAGUCAUGGAAGACUGAGAAGGUUGAGGACUUGGUUGCAGCAGCUGCGCAGAGCCGCAUGGACAUCUUGGCAGGAGCUUGCAGUGCUGAGUGCACUUGUGGCGGACAAUGGGCCGACUUUGCUCGAGACAUCCUUUGCCAAAAUGGGCACAAUCCAGUCCAGUGGUGCAAGGCGGUGACGGAUUCGCUUUUAGCAGGACGUUCGAAAGGCAACCUUGUGUGCCACGCAGGGUUUGAAGGUAAUGAAGGCAAAAGCUUUUUGUUUCGCCCCUUGCCCUUGGUCUUUGGUGAAGACAAUGUUUUCGUGACCCCUCCAAAGAGUGCCUUCCCUUUGCUUGGCUUGGAAAAGGCCAGAGUGGUUUGGCUCGAUGACUGGAGGUUUAAUGAGGACAUCGUCUCCUGGGCGGCGCUGGCUUUGUCAUCGCAAGGCCGCAGAAUUUGUUUUCCGGCCGGCCACUUGCGUUACACGAAAGACGACCCUAUUUUCAUUACCACCUUGCAAGCAGAUUUGCAUGCCUUGAAAGGGAAGCUGAAGCAGGGCGAUGUCGACAUGAUGGUGAAGCGGCUGAAAGUGUUUGAAUUCAAGCACAAAGUCAACAUUCCCAGCCAGGUGGCCAAAGGUUGCAAGUCCUGUUUUGCAAAUUUCGUGUUGGAGCUAGGGCAAGCAAGGAGCCACCGCUCUGAGCCUGCGAAAAGGGAGGCUACAUCGUCGGGUGAGACACCUGAGCCCAAGAGAAUGUUGUGUUUGGCCUGGACUGUUGAUGACGUCUGCAGGUACAUCAUACAUCUGGAGUUGGGGCAUGUGAUUGAAGCCUUUCGGGAGAAUGGGGUGGAUGGCCGCAUGCUGGCAUCUUUGUCCGAAGCAGAUUUGAUCUCUGAGCUCGGAUUGAAGCCCUUGCAAGCCCGCAAAGUCAAGGACCGCUUGACUUAG
Molecule: messenger RNA, 1905 nt
Organism: Cladocopium goreaui
Lineage: Eukaryota; Dinophyceae; Suessiales; Symbiodiniaceae
Source: the annotation of a GenBank genome assembly